Molecule: messenger RNA, 660 nt
Organism: Pestalotiopsis fici W106-1
Lineage: Eukaryota; Fungi; Ascomycota; Sordariomycetes; Amphisphaeriales; Sporocadaceae
Exons: 1
Coding region: 1-660 (219 amino acids)
Source: RefSeq, a predicted model, not a curated record
AUGGCGCCUGUACUCUUUCAAAAGAAGUCGAAGCUCAGUCUGAGAGAAAAACCCAUUACUGUCAUUAUCAACGAGCAUGGUUAUCCAAAGCACACCAGAAGUAUGAGCACCACCAGUACCGCCUCGACGUCUUCGUCGACCACAUCUCACGGUCACAAAUUACACACAUAUGACCCACUAUCAUUACACCCACCACUCUCACUCAACACGUCUCCCGUCAUCGAUGAGGAGUACGACGAGGAGAGGCGCCAGAGUGCAGAACAAUCACAACUACAACAUCAACAACACCAACAAGUCUGCUCCAGCUAUGACGACCUAGACUCGCCACUGGACUACUACUUCAACAGCGACGAUCGGAGGAGGUCUUACAUCUACGACCAACAAUCUCAAUGGCCACUCAAGGACUGGCAAACAGUGCCUUCAGCCAUGGACAACUCGUCCGACGAAGAGGACGUGACCAGACGGGCCAUGCCACGAACUACAUCGUCAUCAUCUACCGUCAGCCAAAGGAGGCCACAGAAACAAUUCACUGGGCCCCUCGACGAAUUCGUCAAGCGUGGCGAAUGGAAACGCCGCGGCAUCGUCUUUGGCAUGGACGCCGAGGCGGUCGAGGACGAGUCGCAGCACUUUGAAGUCAACCCUUUUGAAUUUUCCCAUUAA